AUGCCAUCGGCAAAGCCGCGCCAUGCGAAAAACAGUGCUGGUAAGGGUCAUGAGUCGGUUUCGCGCGCACCUCUGCCCGAGUCGCCUGCGCAGGCAUCUGGAAUAGCCUCGACGUCACAGACGGAAAACGUCUCGACAGAGCACCUCGCCUGGGCAUCUCUCAUCAAGGAGCAGCAUCGGCAUCUGCAGGCGACCGUACAGUCCGGUAUCAGUGGCAGUGGUAGUGCGGUGACAACAAUGAGUGCUUCUUCUUGCCUUACUGCCUCUGCACCGUCGCUGUCGUCGUACCAGGAGGAAUUGAAGGUGUGGCGACGUACGCUGACGGGCAAGGAGGCAGUGCGGCGGCUCUCUGCCUAUGCUGAGGCGAUGCAUCAUCUUGCAACGCUGUACUGGAAUCCCUCCGUGGUACCUGUGGAGGGACCCGGCACCGGAGUGGAUGACGGUAACGGUACACGCAGCGAGCCUGCAACGCAUGGCGGGAAGCGCCAGCGAAGUAGCGACACGUCAGAUGACGUAAAAGAGUCAUCGUCUUGUGCGCUGAUACACAGGGCAAUGGUAGCUACGGCAACUUCGACGAUGUCCGUCGACAACUCUCGCCACUACAACGACCGCCUCAGCUACUGCCUGCAGAGCAUCGCCUCCUACUAUCUCGGCGAGGCAGAUACAGAAGGAUGCGUUGAGGGCACCAAAGACGGCGCGCCUGGCGCCGCUGAUCUUCAACCUCCGGCGCCGGCGCCGUCGCCAUCUCACUGCUUUAGGGUGCACGUUGAGCAGGUGAGCUUCCGUCAGCUGCCUGGCGUGUUUGCACGAGUCGUGAAGCCGCUUCGCAGGCUCUUCUUUCAGCGACAUGGUCGCAUGGCGACGGAAGCGGAGGUGAGCCAGCUAAUCAGGGUCUGCACACCGCCCCGGCAGGGCAGCUGCGAUGCUGUGCCAAAUAAGAGCGCGGACGGCUCCUCUUGCUUGUUCUCGAGUGCCGACUCAAGUGACGGAUCGACGACGGAGGCGUGCGCCGUGCGGGAGCUCAUUGACGCGGAUGUGUACGCACGCGUCACUGUGGAGGAGUCGACGUGGCGCCGAGGGGAGAACACGGCGUGGGCUACUGCACUACGUUACACUCGCGAUGCGCUUCACUUGACGCCGACGUCGCCGCCUGCGCCGCUGUGGGCACUGGAUGUGGGCUCAUGCUAUGGCCCCUUUUUCGGCAAGAUCUUGAGCCGUGCAGUGCCUCUUGCACCAGUGCCUUUGCAUGUAACGUCCUUGGAUCUUGCUCCGUAUCAGGCAUCUGCGGCCUGUAACAGUGGUGCUGAUGGCGUCCCUGCACCACGUGUGUGGCGAGUGGACUGGCUGGACAUUGAUUUUUUUGGCGACGAGCCAGAGGCAGGCGAGGUGGUGCGCACGAACAGUACCGCCGUUGCAAUCGGCACGGCGGAUGAAGGCCGCCUCCGCUAUCAGCAGCAGAACUCAGUCAACAGCCUCAUCGACUGGGGUGGAAACUCCGGAUCGCACCUCCGCGACUCGCAUGACGGCAGUGCAGGCGACGCGACACAGAGCUCGCUCACAGCGACGGCGGUGCGGCUGGAAAGCUACGACGCUGUUUUUUUCUGUCUUCUCCUGUCCUACAUGCCCACCCCACGCUUGCGCUUCUUGGCGUGCAUCCAUGCCUUCUUGGCACUUAGGGAGGGCGGGUUGCUCGUGAUUGUGAGCACGCGCACGCAGGGACCGCGGCGUCGCAACUGGAUGAACGAGUGGACGGUGUGCUUGGCCUCUAUAGGGUUUCAACGCGUGCAACAGAGCAUUCAGGGGAAGCUUGUCGGCAUGUCCUUUGCGAAGGUGUCGCCCUCUGCGGAGGUGCGGCGGAGCUGGGUGACGGCGGAGGGACGUGCUGCGUGGAUCGAGUCUUUAAUGACAUCCUCGGCGGCUCUGGAAGGACUGCGCAUCACCGCAGACGACGCGAAGGGCUGCGCGGAUAUCUAA
Leishmania braziliensis MHOM/BR/75/M2904 is the source of this 1974-nucleotide messenger RNA. RefSeq lists its product as hypothetical. The record is from RefSeq and is a predicted model, not a curated record. Lineage: Eukaryota; Euglenozoa; Kinetoplastea; Trypanosomatida; Trypanosomatidae. Bases 1 to 1974 code for a protein of 657 amino acids. The transcript has a single exon. Gene Ontology annotation, biological process: negative regulation of TORC1 signaling.